Saccoglossus kowalevskii is the source of this 1251-nucleotide messenger RNA. RefSeq lists its product as uncharacterized. Gene Ontology annotation, molecular function: L-allo-threonine aldolase activity. Gene Ontology annotation, biological process: L-threonine catabolic process; glycine biosynthetic process. NCBI's taxonomy places the organism in Eukaryota, Metazoa, Hemichordata, Enteropneusta, Harrimaniidae. The record is from RefSeq and is a predicted model, not a curated record. Gene Ontology annotation, cellular component: cytosol.
AUGUUGCUAGGAAGUUUGAAAAGUCUUAAUAAAGUUAUCACUUUGAGGAACUGGAUACCUAGCUUGUCAUCAGUUUCCAGGACAACAGUAACCAGGCAACCAUAUGCAAAUUAUUAUACUCACCAGAAAGUUAGUGAUGAUGAGAAUAAAGUGGUGGUUGACCUGAGAACUGAUACUCUGACUGAACCAGACUCUGAAAUGAGAAACGCUAUGGUUAAUGCCAAAAUAGGAGAUGAUGUAUUAGAUGAAGAUCCUACAGUUAAGGAACUAGAAAGAACAGCGGCAGCCAUGUUAGGGAAAGAAGCAGGUUUAUACGUCCUCUCAGGAACAAUGGGAAACUUACUAUCAGUUAUGUGUCAUUGUAAUCACAGAGGAGAAGAAAUGUUGCUAGGAGACCAGUCGCAUAUAUUCAUUCAUGAACAAGGUGGAGCAGCAUUUUUGGGUGGUAUUCAUCCAAGACCGGUAACUAAUUUACCUGAUGGAACAUUUGAUCUUCAAGAAUUAGAAGAAAAAAUACGACCUGAUGGAGACUUCCAUGCUCCAAAGACUAAACUAAUAUGUCUGGAAAAUAGCCACAACCGUUGCGGGGGAGCAGUGUUAUCUAAGAAGUUCUUGGAUGAUGUUGGUUUCAUUGCCAAGACACACAAUAUAGCUGUACAUAUGGAUGGUGCUCGACUGAUGAAUGCAGCUCUAGCAAGCAAGAGAGAUGCUGCUGACAUAUUACAACAUUGUGACACAGUCAGUUUAUGCCUUUCAAAGGGUCUUGGAGCACCAGUUGGGUCAGUUAUUGCUGGACCUCAAACAUUUAUUGACAGUGCACGGCGAUUACGUAAAGCUUUAGGUGGCGGUAUAAGACAAGGGGGCAUACUAGCAGCUGCCGGAUUAAUUGCUUUAGACAGUGGAGUAAAGAGACUACAUAUUGACCAUGCAAAUGCUAAAUACCUGGCAACUGGCCUCGCAAAUUUAAAACAUCCAUUGUUAUCAGUCGACGUGGACAAUACGGAAACAAACCUUGUAUAUCUUAAAAUAAAUGGUGCUAAACCAGAAACAGUCCUGAAUAUGGUAAACCAAAUAACAGAAAAUGAAAAAGAAAAACUAGGUCAUGGAAUCCAGAUCAAAGCAUUCCCAAGUAGUAAAGACAAGAUCCGCUUGGUUGCUUAUAAACAUAUAACAACUGAACUAAUUGAUCUUGCGGUCAAAAAGUUUGAAUAUAUUGCUAAUGUAUUGUCAGAAAGCCCAGAAGGGAAAUGA